AUGGAGAAGGGAUGUCCGCAGGGAUCGAGCCUAGGCCCGACCCUGUGGUUAAUGGUGAUGGAAGAUUGGUUUAUGAGUAUGGAUGAAGUGAAAGGGAUGGGAGUGACUGCGCAGGCGUACGCGGACGAUCAAAUCUUGGUGGUGACGGGUGCGUCUGCGAGGAGAGUGGAGAGAGUGUGGGAGAAUGUUUGGGAGAAGUGUGAAGAGUGGGCGAGUAGGAAUAAGUUGAGGUAUAAUAAGGAAAAAACGGAGGUGAUGUUUGUGGAGGCGAAAGGGAGAGUGAGAGCGCCGGUAGUGAGAAUGGGAGAGAUGAGGAGGGAGUGCGGAGAUAGGGUGAAGUAUUUAGGCAUGGUGUUGGAUAAGAAGGGGUUGUGGAUAGAGCAUGUGAAAGAGGUGAGGAGGAAAGCAAGCAGCAUAGGUGGGAAGUUUAUGGCUCUAGCCAGAAGAAGGUGGGGAAAGAAAUGGGCGGUGUUGAAGUGCAUGUACGAAGGAGCGGUGUGUAUGAUGGUUAUGUAUGGAGCUGGAAUCUGGGGAGCGAGAGCAGAGGACGUGAGAGUUAGGAAGCAGUUGAGGGCGACGGAAAGGCCUUUCUUGAGGGCCAUUAUGGUGGCGUAUGCGACGGCGCCGACGGCUGCGCUGUCGGUGCUGGCCAGGUACGUGCCGUUGGAGGUAAGAGCGAGAGUAAAGUAUGAGGGAGAUAGAAUGUGGAGAAAGAGGGUGGUUCUUGGAGAGAGGCCACAUCCGGCGUAUAGGGGAUGGAACAUGGAAGAAACCGGACAGGUCGGGAAUGAGAAGAAAAUAAGGAUUUGGGUUGAUGAAGUGAUGAGGGAUGAAGAGAGAAAAGGAUACGGGUGUGUGAUGUUGAAGGAAGGAGUGGAUAGAAAGAGCGAGAGUGGUGACAGGGAAUGUAGGGGUGAGUUGGAAGAGUUGGCAGUAUUAGAAGGGGUGAGAUGGGGUACAGAAUUAGUGAGACUGGGCGGGGAGGUCUGGGUAUUUACGGAUUCGAGGGAGACUGUGAGGAUGCUCGGGACCUCGCUGCCCAGAAGGAAAGGGAUUAAUAGUAUACAAAGAGAAUUGGUAGAGAGUCUGGGAGAAGGGGUGAGAACGAUGGUAAAAUGGCAAAGGAGAGGAAGUGCAGGGAACAAGAGAGCAGAAGAGAUAGUAAAGAGGAAGAUAAGAGAAGGAGGGGAGAGAUUGGAAGUGAAUGUUGCGAGGAAGAAAGAGAUGAGGAAAUGGAUAGAAAGAGAGGAGAUAUCGAGAUGGCAGAUAGAAUGGGAUCAAGGAACGACGGGGAGGUGGACGUACGAAUGGAUCCCUCAGGUUGGGCGGGGGAUAAUCCGAACGACGUACAAGUUGACUCAACAGUUGACAGGACAUGGUAACCUCGCGGUCAGCCUGAGGAGAUUUGGUAGGAGGGAUGGUGAGGUUGAAUGCGAACGUGGAGAGGGUGAGGAGAGUGCGAGGCACCUGGUAAAUGAAUGUAGAAUGGGAGUGUGUGUUAGAGAGAGAGAGAGAGGUUCAGGGGAGAGUAUGGAAAUUGCCCACCUCUGGAACGGGAGAGAAGUGAACAAAUGGUCCGGAAUCUUACCAACUGGACUGAGGAGAUAG
Messenger RNA from Anoplophora glabripennis (Asian longhorned beetle), 1608 nucleotides. RefSeq lists its product as uncharacterized. The transcript has a single exon. The record is from RefSeq and is a predicted model, not a curated record. Bases 1 to 1608 code for a protein of 535 amino acids. NCBI's taxonomy places the organism in Eukaryota, Metazoa, Arthropoda, Insecta, Coleoptera, Cerambycidae. Gene Ontology annotation, molecular function: nucleic acid binding.